Molecule: messenger RNA, 461 nt
Organism: Ipomoea triloba (trilobed morning glory)
Lineage: Eukaryota; Viridiplantae; Streptophyta; Magnoliopsida; Solanales; Convolvulaceae
Source: RefSeq, a predicted model, not a curated record
CACCCAAUCUUCGCAGAAUCUCGUGCACCAACGAGAACAAGAUGAGCGAUUCAGAGCUGGCUUUAGAUUUGGCCGCGGAGGUCACGAAGAUCAAAUCCAAAGCGGUGCAGAAACAGGAGGCUCUAAGGAAGAGCAAAGAGAUGCUGUUCACGGAGCUCUGCAAUUACUUGGGCUUGAAUUCGGAGGAGGCGAAGAAGAAAUGGAAGAGAAGCAGUGAAGAGGAAAGGUCGGCGUUGAUCAAAGGAUUUGUUUCAGAUUGGGCUGCCAAUUUCCAUCCGUUAUCUGCUAGGUCUGUUAAGCAAUUGGUUGAUGAGUACUUGGUGGAGAACCCUUCUUCUUCUGGUUCAUCUUCUAGAUUGUUCCCCAGUAUUAGGAAAUUGAUGGGGUUUUCUCAACAAGAGAAAGAAUAGAAUAAAGAUUUCUCUUACCAGAAAGAUCACAUUAUGUGAUAGUUUUAUGAA